Messenger RNA from Phodopus roborovskii (desert hamster), 3014 nucleotides. It is a transcript of the gene Nemp2, whose product is annotated as nuclear envelope integral membrane protein 2. Gene Ontology annotation, cellular component: nuclear envelope. Bases 44 to 1312 code for a protein of 422 amino acids. The transcript has 9 exons. Lineage: Eukaryota; Metazoa; Chordata; Mammalia; Rodentia; Cricetidae. The record is from RefSeq and is a predicted model, not a curated record.
CCCGCGUGAGGGAGGCUGCGCCAUUUCCGCUGCCCUGGCCGCGAUGCCGCCUGUGCUCUGGUGGCUGGUUUUCUGGCUGCCGCCCCUGGCUACGCUGCUCGCGGUCGCGGUGCGCGAGGAGGAGGCGGCGGCGGUCUCAGUUCCAAGAUGUAAAUCUCUGAAGGAAACAGACUUCAUUAAAACGUCUGUGUCAGACUGUUACUGCUACAAUCAAAAUUUGCAAAUACAGUGGACAUGUAUGUGGUCGACUGUGCAGGUGACAGUUACCAGUCCAGGCCUGCUUAGAUUUGUAUAUAUCACAGGAAGUCAUAAUUGCCAGCAUCCAGAGGGCAUUCUGUCAUUUAUCAGAUGUGUGAUUCACAACUUUUGGGUACCAGAGGAGUCUAACAAAAUGACCAUGCUCAUCACUCCAUUCGGUGAAACUGUAUGCUUCUCUGUGGAGCCCAUUGGGAAGGUGUUUACCUACACAGUGAGCGUGGACGGAAACAUUGUGGAUUUCAAACUCCUCCUUGUGUUUGUGGCAGGCAUUUCCCUCUUCUUUUAUGCAAAGACUUUGAGCCAAAGCCCCACUUUCUAUUACUCUUCGGGUACCAUGUUAGGUGUUCUAAUGACACCAGUUUUUGUCCUUCUGAUGGCUAAGAGACACAUUCCAAAGUAUAGCACGUUUGGGGCGCUAAUGAUUGGUUGUUGGUUUGCUUCAGUUUAUGUUGUGUGCCAGUUGAUGGAAGAUCUGAAGUGGCUGUGGUGUGGAAACAGAAUAUAUGUAUUCGGCUACAUCUUGGUUGUUGGACUUUGUAGCUUUGCUGCCUGUUACAGGCAUGGGCCUCUCGCUGACGAGUGGAGCAGAGGCCUUCUGAUGUGGACACUGCAGUUCCUGUCCCUGGUCCUGGUCUACACUGGUGUGGCUGUGCCUCUCUUUGCCUAUGCCGUCAUGAUCCUCCUGCUGUUCUCCUGGAGCCUGCGCUAUCCACUGAGAGCAUUCAGCUAUCUGAGGUGGAAAAUGAGGCAUUGGUUUACAACAGAACCGCUGGUGGUGAGGUUUCUCACUGAUGAUGAGUACAGGGAACAAGCCGAGACUGCAACAGCCAAUGCUCUUGAGGAACUGCGCCGUGCCUGCUGCAGGCCUGACUUCCCUUCCUGGUUGGCUGUCUCUAGACUCCAGACUCCUAAAAAGUUUGCAGACUUUGUUCUUGGAGCGAACCACUUGUCACCUGAAGAAGUCAGCACACAUGAAACGCAGUAUGGCCUUGGGGGUGCCUUCUUGGAAGAGCAGCUCUUUAGCCUUCAUACUGACAGUCUACCUGCAAGUUGACUUCUUUGCGAGCAAGAGAGCCGGUAAAAGGCAAAGAUCCUAUUACAGUGGGCAAAACCAUCUGAUGGCACUAGGAAAAGGGUGCGCUGCAGAGAAAAUAAGCAUUAUAAGGGAAAGCACAUGUUAAGGACUUACUCUUGGCAGCUCACGCACUGUGCCGUCAGUGGCAUGAAGACUCUUUAAGAGUCAUGGCCACUUGCCCUGAAUGAAGACCUCCGUUAGAACAGUGUGGCGCCUGUUCAUUAGGACCAGUAGGCAAGGUCAGACACUGUUCCAGCACCAGGCACCAACGUCUUGAUGCCUCGAAGCUGGGUCAGAAGGCUGCACCGUUCUCCCUCAUUUCUUAUUAUCAGUGUUUUCUAAAGUGCAGUCCACAUGAUACUAGUCAUGGCUGGUAAAGGAUUCUCAUGCCAGCCGUGACUGACUCAGAGUCACACACAUUGCAGGCUUCUCAGUCUUCAGUGGUGUGAAGGCUUUGUGCAUCUUCUGAAAGACAGAAGGCAAGGGCUUUGGGCUUACUGACCAUCAGCCAUUUUUCAUGAGAUUGAUAACUUUGGAACAUAUUUGGAAAAUACUACUGAAGUGUAAUUUAGGUUUGAGAAAUGCGUCCUCGGCAGCCUCAGCAGUGUUCCAGCCCUGUGCAUCCUGAGACUCAGGUAGAAGAUGUGUCCACAUGCAGGUUCAAGGCUGACUCCCUACAGCCUUCGUCUCACCCCGUUGGUGCCUCUGUUUUGUGUUGAUGUCAUAGUUAUUUGUUUGUAUUUUAAGUAAUUGCCAAUUAGCUAUAAUAACUGGUGAAAUAUUUCUUAGGAUCAUAUUUAAUGUUUUGACAAGAUUUUAUAUGCAGAUUAAAACUUAUAGUUACUAUUUGUACUUUUUAUAUAUUGAAAUUGACAUUUAUGACAUUUUGAGAUUUAUUUUUUUAAACUGAUUUUAUAUGUUUGCAAUGAUUUCUCACAAAAUAGAGUUUAGAUACUUUUUUUUAUAUAUAGAGAGAGCUAAUGUUUCUUGAUCCAUUAUAAACUUCAGCAUGAAAUGAGCCACUAACUGUGCUUUGACCCCAGGGAAAGGUACAGAAACACGGGUCUAAGGGUUGAAUAUGGCAAACGUCUGUGAACAUGUCACUGGCUUGAUUCUCUGAAAAUAAAAUGCAGGGCUGUUUUGUUUUUGUUUGUAAUAUAAUGAUAAAAAAAUGUCCUUUAUAAAAAAAGGCACAGUGAGGGAGGAAUAUACAGAAGUUGUCACUGUCAUUUUUUGAAAGUAAUGCUGUGUGUAACUUUCUAGAUAGAUUCUCAAGUGAUCUCUCUUUGAAGCAGUCUGUCAGUGUUUCUAGGUCUGAUUUUGACAGACAUGUUUAAUAUUAGGGGUCUUGUUCCUUUCCUUAGAAACUUCACUCAUUUAUUUCAGUGUGUGCUUUUACACAAAUCUUGAUUUUAAAAAGUCAAAGAACACCAUCUGGAGAGAUGGCCCAGUGGUUAAGGAGCACUUGCUGCCUUGCAGAGGACCAGGGUUCAGUCCUCACCCCCACAUGGCAUGGCAGCUUGAAGCCAUCUGUAACUCCAGUUCCAGGGGAUCUGAUACCUUCUGACUUUUCAGGCAUCAGGCACGCAUGUGUUGCACUUACAUACAUACAGCCAAAACGUUCAUGCAUAAAAUAAAAAUUUUAAAUCUAAAAAUAAAAUUUAUAUACAAAACUGUCAAA